UUUCAUAAGAUUGGCCCCCAAGCCGCUUCUGGAUCCGCGAAGCGAAAGCUCGAAAAUAGUCGCGGUUGCUCAACCGCGUUGCUUCGAGUUGACAGCAAACCACCUAGCCAUGCGAAUCUACCUCCACCGCUUCCCUGUUUACAGCUAUGAGAUUCAUCAAGCCCGACUUCCUUAAGCAUAGUGGAGAGCAGAAAGACUUCGAGGUCUACAGCUGUCAUGUAUCGCCGGAUGGGAGCAGGCUAGCUACAGCUGCCGGAGAUGGCCAUGUUCGGAUCUGGUCAAUCGACGCCAUCCUCCAGGCAGGAGACGAGAAUUACUCGAAGCCCAAGCAGCUGUGUCAUAUGAGCUACCACUCUGGCACGAUACAUACGGUCAGGUUCGCGCCGAAUGGACGAUGGCUGGCUUCCGGGGCCGAUGACAAGAUUAUCUGCAUUUACCACCUCGACACAAAUCCCCCAUCACAUUCGGCCUCAUUUGGAACAAAUGAACCACCUCCGGCAGAGAAUUGGAAAAUCUUGAGGCGUUUGAUCGGACACGAAAAUGAUGUACAGGAUCUGGGCUGGUCUUACGAUUCUUCGAUAAUGGUAUCUGUGGGCUUGGACUCGAAAAUUGUUGUUUGGUCAGGGCAUACUUUCGAAAAACUGAAGACACUCUCGGUGCAUCAGAGUCAUGUUAAGGGAAUCGCUUUCGACCCUGCGAACAAGUACUUUGCUACCGCGAGCGACGACCGAACCAUCAAACUUUUUCGAUUUACCUCUCCCGCUCCCAAUGCCACUGCCUACGACUCGAUAAACAACUUCGUUCUGGAACAUACCAUUGUCGCUCCAUUUACUUCAUCGCCCCUCACUACCUACUUCCGAAGAUGUUCUUGGUCUCCUGAUGGAAAUCACAUAGCCGCAGCGAACGCUGUGAAUGGCCCUGUGAGCUCAGUUGCUAUUAUAAAUCGAGGAGGGUGGGAUAGUGAUAUCAACCUGAUAGGACACGAAGGACCAACGGAAGUGUGCACAUUCAACCCCAGAUUGUUCAGCAAGUUUGAAAUAAGCGCAGAGACCACGGAUAACAGCGGCUACAGCACACAAGCGCUGGUAACAGUCAUUGCAUGUGCAGGUCAGGAUAAAACUUUGAGUAUUUGGAAUACAAGUUCUUCGCGGCCCUUGAUCGUAUGCCAAGAUCUAGCUGGAAAGUCGAUUUCAGAUCUUGCCUGGACCCCGGAUGGCCUGACUAUCUUCUCAACGAGUUUAGAUGGAAGUAUUAUUGCAAUAGAAUUCGAGAGGGGCGAGCUCGGGUUCAUUGCCCCGUGGUCAGAGAACGACAAGGCCUUACAGAAGUUUGGCGUUGGUCGCAGAGGUGUUGGCGUUGUUGAGGACGUCGCGGGCCUUCGACUCGAGGAAAAGAGCAAGGCUGGGGAAUUGCGAGGAGCGGAAGGAAGAAUGGGCGCUCUCAUGGGUGACGCUGGUCCGAAUCCACCUCCAGUUCUCAACGGGAAUGGAACAUCAACUCCGAUGGCUGGCGUGACGUCCACAGGCCCAGCAGCACCCGCAACAAACGGAACGGCAACGAGUUCACCUACACCAGCGGUUGAUCCUAAUGCUGCAAAGUUGGAAGCAAUGAAGCAACGAGUAACGAUCACAAAGGAAGGAAAGAAGCGAGUUGCUCCUCUGCUUGUUUCAUCCUCUGGAACUGGUCUUUCAUCAUUGCCUCAAUCUCAGUUGGUGGCUGCUAGUUCUAGCAAUGUCCAAAACGACGCUCCACAAUCGAUUCUAGAUCUUUCGAAACCUUAUGACGGCCUUCCAAGAGGUGGUCUUGCUGCAAUGCUGCUUGGCAGUAAAAGAAAGGCAAUAGCCCUCGACGAAGACGAGGAAGAGCAGCAUCUUCCAAAACGACCACAAAUGUCAUCUGGACCGGUUCAAAUUAUGGUGAAUGGCGUCAACGGUGUGGAGCCUGCGAUACCCGUUCCAGCAGCUACUGGUGUAGUACCGACUCCAGACUUCAUCCGGCCAGCUGUCGUCAAUCCGGUGAUGUCUAUCAGCCAGGUUCGAUUAGCAGUGCCAAAGAUCAGAACCCACAUCCUCAGAUCUUUGGAUCGUGGAACCUUACCGCCUUCGAAUUCGACUACAAAUGGUACAAACGGGAUCGAAGAGUCUGCCAAAGCUGCUGAGGACGUUAUUUUCGAAGCACAAAACCCUGCAACGAUACCGAGCCAGGUCAGAGAUCCAUCUCGAAUUAGUGCUACGAAAAGAGGUGUCACUCUUUGGCAAGAUUACCUUCCUCGCGCAGUCAUUCUCGUGACUGGGAACAAGAACUUCUGGUCAGCUGCCUGUGAGGAUGGGAGUAUCUAUACUUGGACUCCGGCUGGAAGGAGGAUACUCAACGCUCUUGUUCUAGAAUCUCAGCCGGUCAUCAUCGAGUGCAGAGAAUGGUGGCUGCUUUGUAUCACCGCAGCGGGGAUGUGCUACGUCUGGAACCUCAAGACUCUCCACUCACCCCACCCACCAGUCUCUCUUGCUCCGGUUCUCGAGAUUGCCAUGCACUCUCUUGGAACCCAUACUACGAGUGCCCCUGGUGUCACCUCAGCACAUCUCAAUUCAACUGGCCACAUCAUUGUGACUUUAAGCAAUGGUGACGGUUAUCUGUAUUCGCCAAACAUGUUUGUCUGGCAACGCCUCUCAGAAGCUUGGUGGGCAGUUGGCAGUCAGUACUGGAACUCGAACGACUCUUCCAUUAGCAGUCUUCAGUCGACUGGUGUUGGGCCAGACUCGCGGAGAAACGGCCAGGUCAGUGCUUCCAAUGUUUCCGCUGGUAUUAUCCCCCACUUGGAACGACAUACCACAAACGAGGUCCUUCUCAAAGGAAGAGCAUAUACACUGCAACGUCUUGUCAAGACCUUGCUAUCGAAAGAAGGAUUCGAGAGCUUCGAGUCAGGAGUCAGCAUUGCUCAUCUCGAGAAUCGUGUUGCUGCAGCUUUGCAACUUGGCGCCAAGGAAGAGUUCAGGAUUUAUCUGUUUAUGUAUGCCAAACGUCUCGGUGCCGAAGGGCUGAAGAAUAAGGUUGAAGAGCUAUUGAGGACUAUUCUUGGAGGCAUUCUGCAAGAAAAGAACGAGGGAGCUGUCACCGAGAAGGGCGAGGGCUGGAUGAGUGAGGAUGAACAGAUAUGCGGCUGGGACAGAAAAGAACUCCUUAAGGAGGUUGUAUUAAUACUGGGUAAGUUCACAUCGAUACCUGGUGCAGACGUUACUAAUCAUUGCCAGGAAAAUUCCGAGAUCUGCAAAGGUUAACUGUUCAGUACGCAAGGGUUUUGGGAAUGGAUGAUGAGGAAAAUGGGGC
This is a messenger RNA of Hyaloscypha bicolor E, 3324 nucleotides long. RefSeq names its product Hira-domain-containing protein. Bases 147 to 3275 code for a protein of 1042 amino acids. Gene Ontology annotation, molecular function: nucleosome binding; protein binding. NCBI's taxonomy places the organism in Eukaryota, Fungi, Ascomycota, Leotiomycetes, Helotiales, Hyaloscyphaceae. The transcript has 4 exons. Gene Ontology annotation, biological process: chromatin remodeling; DNA-templated transcription; regulation of DNA-templated transcription. Gene Ontology annotation, cellular component: HIR complex; nucleus. The record is from RefSeq and is a predicted model, not a curated record.